UCUUCAACAUGCGAAGUUGAUCCGGAAGUUUUACAAAAACUUAAAAAAUUUAGGUUUGGAAAAAAGUCUCAAAAAGGGACUUCAGCUUUUGUUUUAAAGGUUGAUAUGGAGAAGUUAUUAGUCAUCGAAGAUGUAUUAUAUGAUGAGAUAUCUUUAGAAGAUCUUGUUGAAGAACUUCCCGAAAAUGCUCCAAGAUACAUUGUACUAAGUUAUGAGCUAUCUCAUCGAGAUGGUCGUAAGUCAUACCCGUUAGUUCUAAUUUAUUAUUCACCACCUUCAACGAAACCUGAGAUACAUAUGCUGUAUGCGAGUGCAAAAACAUACUUUCAACAAAAAGCUGAUUUAAACAAGGUUUUUGACAUUAGAGAAGCCGAGGAAUUGACUAACGAAUGGUUACAAGAAAAGUUACUUUAA
Messenger RNA from Dentiscutata heterogama, 414 nucleotides. NCBI's taxonomy places the organism in Eukaryota, Fungi, Glomeromycota, Glomeromycetes, Diversisporales, Gigasporaceae. The record is from the annotation of a GenBank genome assembly.